AUGACUGCCUCUAAAGAUCUCGAGAACGCUGUCGUAACUGAGAAUCCGGUUAAAAAGCCUCCCAACGUCUUAUCCCGAGAGGUUGAACCACUCGCAACACCAACAUCAGCUUCUCUCACCCUCGAAAGCCAACUGGUUUCACCACCUCCGUACCAUGUGUUUUCUCGUACUCGCAAAUUGCAGAUCGUGUACAUCGUCUCGGCAGCUGCAAUAUUCUCUCCUCUCUCUUCAAACAUAUACUUUCCAGCAUUGGGGGCUAUCUCAAAGAGCAUUGGCGUGUCCAUGUCCCUAGUUACCUUGACGGUUACCGUGUACAUGAUAGUCCAAGGACUUGCCCCGAGUUUCUGGGGUUCGUUGUCGGAUGUGCUUGGUCGGCGCCUGAUUUUCAUAGGAACUUUGAUCGUCUAUAUCAUUGCGAACAUCGCGCUGGGCGUCUCGUCAAACUAUGGAGAGCUCAUGGCUUUUCGGGCUUUGCAGGCCGCCGGCAGUGCGGCAACCAUUUCAAUCGGGGCCGGUGUAAUUGGCGAUAUUACCACGUCAGCCGAAAGAGGCAGUCUUGUUGGAGUAUUCGGCGGAGUCCGCAUGUUGGGACAAGGAAUUGGUCCUGUCAUUGGUGGAAUCCUGUCACAGUAUCUGGGAUUCAGGUCGAUCUUCUGGUUCUUAGCCAUCGUUUCUGGAUUGAGUCUUUUAUCGAUAAUCAUCUUUCUCCCCGAAACUCUACGUCCAAUCGCUGGAGAUGGUACGGUUGUUCUCCAUGGCUACAACAAGCCUCUCAUCUACUAUUUGACAGGACAGAAAGACGCGCUCGAUGGUGCACUUCCCACAACAAAGAGGGCCAAAGUUACCGUUGGCACCAUUUUCGCUCCUCUGACCUUCCUUGGCGAGAAGGAUGUUUUCAUCACUCUCUUUUUCGGCAGUAUUGUGUACACUGUCUGGUCGAUGGUGACGUCUUCUACCUCAGAUCUGUUUGAGUCAUCAUAUGGACUCAAUACACUGCAGGUCGGACUGACCUUUCUCGGAAACGGCUUUGGCUGCAUGUCUGGGUCAUAUACCAUCGGCUACUUAAUGGAUUACAACCAUAAGUUGACAGAGCGCGAAUACGCUGUUAAGUAUAAUAUCCCCACCGAUUGUCAAAUUAGCCUGAAGACUCACCCUGACUUUCCCAUUGAAUACGCUCGCAUGCGCAACACAUGGUGGAUCGUUACAGUGUUCAUUAUGUGUACCGCUGUCUAUGGUGUCUCCCUUCGCACGCAUCUUGCCGUGCCUGUUAUCUUACAGUACAUCAUUGCAUACUGUGCCACAGCUGUGUUUACAAUCAACAGCGCCCUGGUCAUUGAUCUUUAUCCUGGAGCCAGUGCUAGUGCAACAGCUGUCAACAAUCUGAUGCGUUGUCUUGUUGGAGCUGCAGGUGUCGCUGUCGUGCAGCCCAUCAUCGAGGCCAUCUCUGCUACGUGGACAUUUGUCUUGCUCGCCGGUAUUACGCUAUGCAUGGUGCCCUUGUUGGUUAUUGAGAUGAAAUGGGGAGCCGGUUGGCGUCUUGAACGUGCAGAGCGACUGAACGCCAAUGUGAAUUAA
Molecule: messenger RNA, 1575 nt
Organism: Aspergillus chevalieri
Lineage: Eukaryota; Fungi; Ascomycota; Eurotiomycetes; Eurotiales; Aspergillaceae
Exons: 5
Coding region: 1-1575 (524 amino acids)
Biological process (GO): transmembrane transport
Molecular function (GO): transmembrane transporter activity
Source: RefSeq, a predicted model, not a curated record